AUGCAGGACAUUAUUGACCAUUUACCCAAAUUGCCUGAAAUCCAACAACAAAAACUCACUAUUCCUGAAUUCGACGAAAUUGAAGUGAAACCAACUGACUCAGUAGAAAUAAAGAAGUUCAUACGUAAAGUAAAUUAUGAAUUCCUUGGUUUUCAUUGCAACCAUAAGGUUAUGGACAAAGAUUGCGACAUGGUAUAUAAAAACAUUUCUGACAUAUAUAAAUCUGAGGAGUUUAAGACUUACGAUAACUUUGUUUCAUUAGUUGCAAAAUGUGUUUGGGAAAUAAGAGAUAAAGAUAGAAGAGGCAAAGUAUGGAACGAACAAAUAAGACCCGCUAUGUUUGAGAUGAAGAGAGCAAUUGACGCCUUAGUUGUUUUAGCUGGUUUUAUUUCAAUGUAUAACGCAAAAAUGAACCCGCAAUGUUCAAAAUGUAAGGCAGCAAUUAGGAAAUAUAACUACUCAGUCAAAGAGAUAGAAAGAAUGAGAAACGACUAUGCAGAUUUAAAGAAAGAAGUAGAAAAGCCAGCAGAAGAUAAAAUGAACAUGUUAGAAUUUCUGAACAAAAACUAUCCAACAGCAGAAGAUUUCCUUCUAUCUGACGUCAAGAAGAAGUAUAAAGAAACCUUCGGUAUUGUUAAAACUUUUGACAUACUGACAGAAGAAAUAGAAGCUACGAAAUUGUUUAGGAUUUCAAAUAUACAUCGUACAAUUCAUGUAAAACGCUGA
Molecule: messenger RNA, 726 nt
Organism: Trichomonas vaginalis G3
Lineage: Eukaryota; Parabasalia; Trichomonadida; Trichomonadidae
Product: organellar and viral DNA polymerase type B
Exons: 1
Coding region: 1-726 (241 amino acids)
Source: RefSeq, a predicted model, not a curated record